AUGACAAGGAAAAAGGUGAAACUUACCUAUAUCAUCAACGACAUGUCAAGGAAAGCAACAUUCAAGAAAAGGAAGAAGGGUAUCAUUAAGAAGGUAAGUGAACUGACAAUUCUGUGUGGGAUUGAGGCUUGUGCUAUAAUUUCCAGUCCUUUUGAUUCCAAGGCAGAGGUUUGGCCAGAUCCAAAGGGAGCCAAGCAAGUGAUUGAGAGGUAUCAGAAUGCAUCUGUGAUUGAUGAAAGCAAGAAUGUGAACCAAGAGAGCUUCAUCAUGCAGAGGAUUGCCAAAGCCCAGGAGCAGGCAAAGAAGCAGCGUGAGGAGAACUGUGAGAGGGAGAUGACCCUAUCUAUGUUCCACUAUGCAAAAAUCAAAAUGCUGCCAAAACACCUCACCAUUGAAGAACUGAAAGAUCUUGACAAGCUCAUUGAGAAGAAUAUGAACGACAUUCAAAAUAAGAUGGCUGAGCUCAGUACAGUCAGUUGA
Molecule: messenger RNA, 480 nt
Organism: Abrus precatorius (Indian licorice)
Lineage: Eukaryota; Viridiplantae; Streptophyta; Magnoliopsida; Fabales; Fabaceae
Product: agamous-like MADS-box protein AGL80
Exons: 1
Coding region: 1-480 (159 amino acids)
Biological process (GO): regulation of transcription by RNA polymerase II
Molecular function (GO): protein dimerization activity; RNA polymerase II cis-regulatory region sequence-specific DNA binding; DNA-binding transcription factor activity, RNA polymerase II-specific
Source: RefSeq, a predicted model, not a curated record